CACGUUAUUGUGAUAGAGUCUGCAGAGGCUGCAGGUCCUGGGGUCAAGCAGGAGCGGUCUGAAGGAGAGGAGGACCCACGGCACAGCAGAGACAUCCAGACUGGAGGGUCUGUAGCGCCCCCUGUAGCCACGGAGGACAACACCACCACCCCAGCGCCGCCCAGGACCCAACGCAGCAUCACGGAGGUCAGUGGAACGCAGAACGCCGUCCUCAAGUCAGAGACAGACACCAAGACUUUAACUGUAACACACAGGCUCUUACACACAGCAUCUGACCACAGAUCAGACCCAGAGAGACAUGGGCUGGGGAGACUGGGCUGUCCUCCUGCUCCCGGCUCAGACUAUGUACCGGUAUUUCACCAGAACGAGAGGAUGGUUCAUUCUCGUGAGGAUGGUGAUGGUGACGCAUUAGACACUGGCGGUGAUGAUCCGUCUUGUUCUUACGCUACAGAGAUGGACCCUGGCAACAUAUCCUUGGGUUUAGAGACACAGACUGAUCUGUCUAGAGGGGACUGGAACCAGUACAGUAGUAGUGUAUACUCUGAAGGGUGCCAAGAUAAGAAAGGGGAGGGUCUGGUCAUAGAUGAAGUGACUGUGAAAGUGGAGGACAACGAUUCUCCUACAUGGAAUGCAGAUAAUCACUUCGGAGACGGACACUCACAGGGAAGAUAUUUCUUAGAUUACAGGGAAAGAUUAAAGACAAAUCCAAAUGUUGCGACCCACUCGCCUUUAUACGCGUUCGGGGACCGUGACCCAGUGUCCACGUCGAUGGGGCCUUCCGAUUCACACGGCCACGUCCUUUUCGAUCAGGUAUUGCACUCAAACGACAGUGCUAGAGCCCAGGCUCGGGAAGGGGGAGCAACAUCAUGCAAUAGUAAAGAGAAACAGUUCCUCUGCAUGUUCUGUAACAAAGGCUUCAGCAGCCCCCAGAAUGUGGAUAUUCACCAGAGGGUCCACAGAGGGGUUAAACCCUUCAGCUGUACCCAGUGUCACAUGCGCUUCGCCCAGUCUAGUGACCUGAAGAGGCACCAGAGGGUCCACAUAGGGGUGAAACCCUUCAGCUGUACCCAGUGUCACAUGCGCUUCACCCAGUCUAGUGACCUGAAGAGGCACCAGAGGGUCCAUACAGGGGAGAAACCCUACAGCUGCCCCCAGUGUCACAUGAGCUUCACCCAGGCUGGCAGCCUGAAGAGGCACCUGAAGGUCCACACGGGAGAAAGGCCGUUUGCCUGUCCGCACUGCGGGAAGAGGUUCUCAGAGAGGAGAUACCUUAGGAUACACCAGCAGAAAAACCAUUCCACUCUAUGAACUAGAAACAAUUCCAUGUUAUUGCUUAUUACGUUUAGAUCAAACCCUGCAUUAAAGACAAAGAUUACUUUUCAUUGUUGUCAGCAGAAAAGAUCCACAGAUGCAUUUGGAGUAGAGAAAGUAACACAUUUCAGUGUUGAAUAUUCCUGGUUUGAUCGAGAAUGACUGAUGAUUGGCUGGAAGAAAUUAAUAAUAAGAAGCUUGUGGGAGAUGUUUUGUUAGACUUCAGUGCAGCUUUUGACAUUCUCGAUCAUAAUUUGCUGCUGGAAAAAUGUAUGUUGUGGCUUUACAUGCCCUGCUAUAUCGUGGAUUGAGCGUUACCUGUCUAACAGAACACAGGUAGAGUCGGGCAUUCCCCAGGGCAGUUGUCUAGGCCCCUUACUUUUU
This is a messenger RNA of Coregonus clupeaformis (lake whitefish), 1695 nucleotides long. Its product is annotated as zinc finger protein with KRAB and SCAN domains 1-like. Bases 373 to 1308 code for a protein of 311 amino acids. The record is from RefSeq and is a predicted model, not a curated record. Gene Ontology annotation, biological process: regulation of transcription by RNA polymerase II. Gene Ontology annotation, cellular component: nucleus. Lineage: Eukaryota; Metazoa; Chordata; Actinopteri; Salmoniformes; Salmonidae. Gene Ontology annotation, molecular function: DNA-binding transcription factor activity, RNA polymerase II-specific; RNA polymerase II cis-regulatory region sequence-specific DNA binding. The transcript has 2 exons.